CCCCCAUUAGCUGGCACGCAGCGCGGGCGCCGGUGGAAUGAACCCGGACCCGGGCACCCGCCGCCAGGACCCCGACUCGUCCCCGCCAGCCCGGGCCGCGCCCCCCGCCGCGGCCGCGCCGCCGCCCCCGCCGCCCGGCCCCCAGUGCCCGCCCCCCGAGGCCCGCGGCCACUACGACCAGCUGCUGCUUCUGCUGCUACUGCAGUGAGCGCCGCCUGCGCCCGCCUUUGUCCCCCGGCCGCGCACCGGGAGGCGGGGGCGCGCGGGGCUGUGUCCGGCGGCCGCAGCCGAUGCCGCCGCGCGCCGCCCCCGCCGCCGCGCCGCCCUCCGAGGUUGCGUCCGGGGAAGGCCUGCCCCGCCGAGCUGCGCGCGUUUCCAUGGAGGCGCCCCGGCCGGCCGCGGCGGGGUGCGCCGCCCCGGGGGAUCGCGGCGAAGACGCCCCCGAGGGGACCCUCGACGGGGAGCCCGCGCCGCGCCCCAGCCCCGAGGCUCCGUCGCCCGAGCCGCCCGCCUACCGGCUAGAGGACUUCGAAAUGCUGGCCAUCGUGGGCACAGGGACAUUUGGACGUGUGCACCUGGUCAAGGAGAAGGCGGCCCAGCAGUGCUUCGCCCUGAAGGUGAUGAGUAUCCCUGACGUGAUCCGGCUGAAGCAGGAGCAGCACGUGUACAAUGAGAAGUCUGUGCUCAAGGAAGUCAGCCACCCGUUUCUGGUCCGGCUGUUCUGGACGUGCCACGACGAGCGCUUCCUCUACAUGCUGAUGGAGUUUGUGCCCGGCGGGGAGCUCUUCACCUACCUGCGGAACCGUGGCCGCUUCACCAGCAACACGGGCCUCUUCUACUCCGCGGAGAUCGUCUGCGCCAUCGAGUACCUGCACUCCAAGGAGAUCGUUUACAGGGACUUGAAGCCGGAAAACAUAUUGCUGGAUAAAGAGGGUCACAUCAGGCUCACCGACUUCGGAUUUGCAAAAAAGCUGGUGGACAGGACGUGGACACUCUGUGGGACUCCAGAAUAUCUUGCCCCCGAAGUGAUCCAAAGCAAGGGCCACGGGAGAGCUGUGGACUGGUGGGCGCUGGGCAUUCUCAUUUUCGAGAUGCUUUCAGGGUUCCCUCCAUUUUUUGAUGACAACCCGUUUGGCAUUUAUCAAAAAAUUCUUGCAGCCAAAAUAGAUUUCCCCAAACACUUGGAUUUCCAUGUAAAAGACCUCAUUAAGAAACUGCUGGUUGUUGACAGAACAAGGCGAUUAGGAAACAUGAAGAAUGGAGCAGAUGAUGUGAAACGACAUCGGUGGUACCGAACCAUAGACUGGGGAGCCGUCCCACAGAGAAAAUUGAAGCCACCCAUCGUGCCCAAAAUCUCCAACAAUUGCGAUACCUCAAACUUCGAAUCUUACCCCGAGGAUGAGUGGAACGAGAUUUCUCCCAUGCCGCCAAAAGAUUUGGAAAUCUUUAAGAACUUCUGAGAACAGGAAUCCACAGCUGGAAGAAACAGGGACCCUUGAGCCUGCCUGGAUUGGAAAGCACAUACAGGCACACGAAGAAAAUAUCUUCCUGGUGUGGAUAAAGACAUUUCCUCAUUUAUGUAAAUCCAUUUGUAUAUAAAGAGAUUGGAGAGCAAUUGAUAUUCAUGAACUUAGCAUUAUUUAAGCAACUGGAAAUCUACUGCACAGUAGGAAAACUGGUUUUGUUUUCGAUUUUAUCUUAUACUUUAGUGUUGGGUUCCUAUUGUGAUAUCUCAAUUUUUCUCAUAGACUUAACUUUAUAAAUUUGAACUAAACUAGUUCAGUCAUAACCACAGACCGUGUGUGUGUGCGUGUGUGUAUGUGUGUGUGUAAAGAAGAUAAUAUCACUGACGCACAGAAUUUCGGCAAUGAUAUAAAUGUACUUUGCAGCGCCUCUAAUUUUUAUUUUUCAAAUGUGUUUUUCUCUCAAGAAUCUAUUCUCUAGGGUGGGGGAACUAAAAAUAUGAUUUACGCAUGUUUUAUCAUCUCAGAUGCAUUUUAUAGUUAUUUAUGAAGAAAAUAUUAUGUGGAGGUUUACAUCUAAUAUCUCCAGGGCUUCAUAUCUGUUAACUUUGGCCUUAGAAGCAGUAGGAAAGAGAAGAGGAUAUCAGACUUUAGUCCAAGAAUAUCUGACGACAAUGCAAAGUCAUUCAAGGAACUUAGCAAUUUUCUGUAUCUUGUUCAAAAACUUAUAAUACAAUGGCUACCUAUUGUAUUAUAGGCUACCUAAAUUUCAAUAAAUUUUAAUAAUACAA
Molecule: messenger RNA, 2254 nt
Organism: Choloepus didactylus (southern two-toed sloth)
Lineage: Eukaryota; Metazoa; Chordata; Mammalia; Pilosa; Megalonychidae
Gene: PRKX
Product: protein kinase X-linked
Exons: 9
Coding region: 291-1460 (389 amino acids)
Biological process (GO): protein phosphorylation
Molecular function (GO): protein serine/threonine kinase activity; ATP binding
Source: RefSeq, a predicted model, not a curated record